Batrachochytrium dendrobatidis JAM81 is the source of this 1281-nucleotide messenger RNA. RefSeq lists its product as uncharacterized. Gene Ontology annotation, molecular function: protein binding. Bases 1 to 1281 code for a protein of 426 amino acids. The transcript has 7 exons. Lineage: Eukaryota; Fungi; Chytridiomycota; Chytridiomycetes; Rhizophydiales. The record is from RefSeq and is a predicted model, not a curated record.
AUGAAUUCACAAUCAAAAUUGCCUUGCAUUAUUGGAUCAACUGGAUCUCGAUUUUCUAAAACAACCACCAAUAGAGCAACAGAUCCAUUCGAUUCCACUCUACAGCCCAAUUAUUUCAAGUCACUCCAAUGGAGUCCUGACGGACAAUGUAUUCUUACAAACUCGUUUGAUAAUACGUUGAGAUUAUUCGAUGCUGGUUCUGCACUAUAUGAAAAUCCAACAACCACUUCAGUUGUAGAUCUGGUUGAAUCUCUUCAAAUCAAAUCAGCAGAGCCUGUAUACGAUAUGAAAUGGUAUCCGUUUAUGUCUUCAAGCGAUCCAUCCACAUCGUGCUUUGUUUCUUGUUCGCGAGAUCAUCCAGUACAACUCUGGGAUGCUUAUACAGGACAGGCAAGUUAUAUUGAUCAAAUACCACACGCCAGUAAAAAUCAUGUAGAUCAAGUCUGUGCACCCAUUUCACUGGCAUUUAAUCUCGAUGGUACAAAAAUAUUCUGUGGUUUUGAUGGACAGCUACAGAUAUUCAAUACUGGACGACCAGGAACAGAUUGCGAGAUUGUCCCACUCACACCGAAUAAAAAAUCACGCGAUGGUACUAAAGGUUUGGUAUCAUCGAUUGCAUUCAGUCCAGAUCAAUCCGGUCUCUACGGUGUUGGAACCUAUGCUGGCUCAAUCAGUCUCUACGAUUCAUUGACUCACAACCCAAUACAGACACUCAAACCUUCGACACGUUCAGGAGUCUGUCAGAUUCAUUUUACACCUACAACAGCCACCACUCUUCUUUUUGCUGCAUCUAGACAAUCCACUGUAAUUGACUGUUGGGAUUUAAGAAUGAUGGGUCACACCCCUCUUGGUAGGUUUCAUCGUGAUGCUCAAACACAGCAGCGAUUAGCGUUUGAUAUUGGUGUGAUUGAACAUGGCAUGCAUCUUGUAGCUGGAGAUAAAAGCGGAACGAUUCGCGUUUAUGAUGUGAUAUCUGCUUUGGAUCAUGCAGCUCAUUCUACUACUUCAACUACUGCAGAUCAUACAGAUGUGUUGGAGAUUGAUACCCCUUGGUGUGAGUUUAAAAAUGCUGCUAAUGCCAGUAUCGGUGCAACGCAAUUUCAUCCCUUUGCACCUGUGAUUGCCAUGUGUAGCGGAGAACGAGUUCAGACGUGGGAAAGAAACAUCGAUCUGAAUCCAGAUACCCCUAUCGUCGCAAACAGUAAUGAACCAGAGCUCGAUAAGCAUAUGGAGUGUCGCCUAUCCAUUUUAAAAUGGGACACUGCUGCCAACACCAUAUAA